AAUUACAGCGGGGUGUAGAGGCGGGAGCUGAGCGCGCGCAGUCAGAGCGGCGCGCAGGCAUGCCUGCAGACACACUCAGGCUGCGCUGACCUGGAAUCACUUGCCCGCCGCUGCAGAGGUUUGUCCAGAUGUUGGUGCACUCCUACUCCGCCGCGGACCGACACGAUGGGGUCUCGAGCCACAGCUCGCGCCUGUCCCAGCUGGGCUCGGUGGCGCACGGGGGGCCCUACUCCAGCGCGCCGCCGCUGUCCCACGCGCCCUCCUCGGACUUCCAGCCGCCGUACUUCCCCCCUCCGUAUCAGCCGCUCGCGCACUACCAGAGCCAGGACCCGUAUUCCCACGUGAGCGACCCCUACUCCCUGAACUCGCUGCACCAAAGCCAGCAGGGCGCGUGGGGCGCGCGCCAACGCCAGGAUGCCUCCGGGGAGCGCAUGGACGGCUCGUCGCUGCUGGCGCAGCCGCGGGCCUCGCUGCCGCAGCUGUCCGGCCUGGACCCGCGGCGGGACUACGGCGUGCGGCGGCCCGACGUGCUGCUGCACUCCACCCAUCCGGGGCUCGAAUCCGGGAUGGGGGACGGGCUGCUGCACGGGCUGCACGGCAUGGACGACGUGCAGGCCAUGGACGAGAGCAACGGAACCAACAUCCUGGAUCAGUCAGUAAUUAAGAAAGUCCCCAUGCCCCCCAAGAACGUGGGCUCCCUGAUGCUGGGGAAGGACGGCCUGAUCGGCGGAGUGAGCGUCAACAUCAACGAGGUGUUCUGUUCGGUCCCGGGCCGCCUGUCGCUGCUCAGCUCCACCUCCAAGUACAAGGUGACCGUGGGGGAGGUGCAGAGGAGGCUGUCCCCGCCCGAGUGCCUCAACGCCUCCUUGUUGGGGGGCGUCCUGAGGAGAGCCAAGUCGAAAAACGGCGGGAAAUGUUUGCGGGAGAAGCUGGAGAAGAUCGGCCUGAAUUUACCCGCAGGGAGGCGCAAAGCUGCCAACGUCACGCUCCUCACCUCUCUGGUAGAAGGUGAGGCGGUCCACCUGGCCCGGGACUUCGGCUACAUCUGCGAGACGGAGUUUCCCACCAAAGCCGUGAGCGAGUACCUGAACCGGCAGCACGCGGACCCCAGCGAGCUGCACACGCGGAAGAACAUGCUGCUGGCCACCAAACAGCUGUGUAAGGAGUUCACAGACCUGCUGGCCCAGGACAGGACUCCUCUGGGCAACUCAAGACCCACCCCUAUCUUGGAGCCUGGCAUCCAGAGCUGCCUCUCCCACUUCUCCUUCAUCACACACGGCUUCGGCUCUCCAGCCAUCUGCGCAGCGCUCACCGCCCUCCAGAACUACCUCACCGAGGCUCUCAAAGGACUCGACAAGAUGUUUCUGAACAACCCACCCAACAAUCGGCACGGGGAUGCUGGCAAAGCAGCCGGCGACAAAGAGGAGAAACAGCGGAAAUGAAGCAGGCCCAGGAGGGGAGCGACGACGAUGAAGAGCAGAGAGGGACAGCGGCGUCACACCGUUUCUUCUAGCUUUGCACCACUGCGGCUGCCCUGCCACGAACACAGAGGUCGAAUAGGAGGAUCUGGUGGAGAGAAAGCAGCAGAGAGGAGACACCCGUGGGCCAGUGUCAGAGAGCACAGAGGGAUUUUUCAUCUGUGUUACAUUCUUCUCAUUCCCCCGAGGACAUACCGUGCUACAUCCAUUUCGCUCCCCCCGCCUGCAUCCUGUGAGACUGAGAUGCUGCGAGCAGCAAGCAAACAACAUUGUGUCUGAGUGAGUGUGUGCCUGUGUUUGUCUUCACUGAAAACGCAUCGCGAGUUUGGAGUUGGUGAUAUCUGUUAAACAGGUUUGUCCGGUUAUUUAACGCAAACGGAAGCAAGGUGGUAAUAUGUGUAAAUAUUUAUUUAUAUUAAUUUAUAUGGAUGGUCGUGUAAAUAGGCGCCCCAGCUUUCUUGGAGUAGACCUAUUUAUCUGUGACCUUUGUGACCUUUGUGAGUCAGUGUUGGGGGGAAACCGGCCUUGUCCAGUGUGGGUUUUUUUAUGUUCUCAUAGAGCUGUUGUCAUGGUGCUGAUGAUGGGUAGACAUGCUUUAACUGUCCAGUGAUUUCAUUUCUAUCAUAUUGAUAAUAAACCAUUUGUUUUAUUACGCUA
Messenger RNA from Oryzias melastigma (Indian medaka), 2135 nucleotides. It is a transcript of the gene tfap2b, whose product is annotated as transcription factor AP-2 beta. Gene Ontology annotation, biological process: anatomical structure development; regulation of transcription by RNA polymerase II; regulation of cell population proliferation. NCBI's taxonomy places the organism in Eukaryota, Metazoa, Chordata, Actinopteri, Beloniformes, Adrianichthyidae. The coding region runs from base 129 to 1442 and encodes 437 amino acids. Gene Ontology annotation, cellular component: nucleus. The transcript has 7 exons. Gene Ontology annotation, molecular function: DNA-binding transcription factor activity, RNA polymerase II-specific; RNA polymerase II transcription regulatory region sequence-specific DNA binding. The record is from RefSeq and is a predicted model, not a curated record.